CAUGAAGGCUUUGUUGAGUACAGCACCGUAUCCUUUCACGAUGCAAAUAGAGGGCCCUAACGCCGCACUUCCUGCAUCGUCAGUUUGCGGGGGAUACCUCCCACUUCGACAAGUUCUCUUCGUGGCAUGGAUAGUCCUUUUGCCAGUGGUGUUUGCAUCCUCCCUAUCUCUGGGAUUUGAGGAUGCGAGAGCCAUUGCGCUUUGUUCCUUUGCAAUUGUUGGCUGGUCUGCACAGCCGGGAAGAACUCCCAUCGAAUACACCAGCCUCGCUUUCCUGGCUCUGGUGACUAUCACAGGUGCGAUGGAUUGGGCAGAUGCAUGGAGAGGCAUGUGUCAAGAAGGUAUUUGGCUGAUCUUCUGUGGCAUGGCAAUGAGCUUGGCGCUCACAGAGACUCGCAUCAGCCAGCGAAUAGCUCAAGUGCUGUGUCUAAAGAAACCUACCUGGCCGUGGCUGGUGCUGCGAUUGAACAUGGUCGGCGGGCUACUAGCACUGUGUGUGCCGUCUCAGGUGGUCCGCUGUCAGCUGGUGGUGCCGAUUGCCCGCAGCAUCAUAGGGCAGCUGCACUUAGAGCCUCUCAGUCGACGUGCCUCUGCCGUGAUGAUUGCCUUGGUCAUAAGUACGAACCAUUGUGGUGCUGCUGUUUUGACUGGCGGGCUUCCAAAUAUCAUUGCUGUUAGCGGCUUGCAGCACUGUGAUAUUGAGAUCACCUGGGGCUUUUGGUUUGUCCGAAUGGCACCUGUGUUUUGGGCCGUGAGCAUCUUGGGGAACACUGCCGUGGUGCUGGUCUUUAGCAGGAACGAGAGAGGUGAGCUGUAUCCAAGCUGCCCGGAGGAUGAGGCAGAGGACGCUGCAGAGGCUGUCCAUCUCAUCGGCACCGAGCGUUGUAUCCUGUGGGUUUUUGCUUUGUGCUUGGUGAUGUGGUCGACCGACGUGUUGCACCACGUCCACCCGACAACGAUCAGCUUGGUGGCUGUUCUGGUGCUGUUCUGCCCUGUCACCAACCUGAUAGCUUUCGAGAAGUUGAAGCAAGUCAAUUUCCCAGUGAUCAUUUAUACCGCCAGCCUCGAAACCUUGGCGCCUUUGCUCAAUGCAGCUCCCCAUGCCGGGCCUGCGCUCUCACAUGCCGCAGAUACAGCAGUGUCCGUGGCACCUGCUGGAGUCUUGAGGUUGACCAUGCUGUUUUUGGCGGGGAUGCCAUUGAUGCUUUGUAAUGUGGCAGUACCAGUGGCUUUGCUGGUACCAGAGCUUUGCCCGGGCAGGGGCCUAGCAGGUGCGGGUAUUGAGCCGCGGUUGGGUGCCAUGAUUGUAGCAGCGAUGCCUUCUUGUACUUUACUGCCAUAUCAAAAUGCUCCCUUUCUCAUUGCUCUCAGCAUUUCUCGUGACAUUGUCAAGGAGCGGCAUUUCGUGGCUUGCUUGCUAGGCAAUGCGCUGAUUGGGUAUUUGGCAGUGUUCCCCCUUUUGCUUGCCUGGUGGUCGUUGCUGGGCUUGAAUCCCUGAGGGAAAUCGGUGUCUCUUCAGCCGGUUUGGUUGAAAGGAGCUUGAUUGCCUUCCAAUUUAAUGGGAGGUGCGCCAAGGCUCACUGACACAAUCAAUCUCGGGGCAAUCACUCCUCAUUUAAAAGUUUGACUGCAGCCAAGCUGCUUUUCGACUUCCAGUUUUGUUAAUUUGAAAGUGUACAGCUAGAUGCUGCAUGCGUCCCGAAGUUUGCAGCCAAAGGCUGUAAAGACAUCGCUUGCUCGCACGGCUUCUGCUUGCAAUUUGUAACUGUCGUAACUUGUAAGGGCCCGGAGCACUUGACCUUUUGGCCAGGUAAACCAAC
This is a messenger RNA of Durusdinium trenchii, 1820 nucleotides long. The record is from the annotation of a GenBank genome assembly. NCBI's taxonomy places the organism in Eukaryota, Dinophyceae, Suessiales, Symbiodiniaceae.